CGCAAAGUCCACGCGACCCAUUUCCAUUCCUCCUUUCUGCUCCACCGUCGAGCUCGCGGCUCGCACGAUCCACCGAGAAAACCCACGAAUUAACGAAUCAGAGAUGGCGGACACCACCGGCGGCGGCGGCGGGGCUGGCGGCGGCAUAGGGCGCGAGGCCGGUCGCCGCACGAUAGGUCUGCUGGCGAGCGCGGCGAAGCGGAAGGACGGGUUCGUGCAGCUGCUCCUGAUGUCGGGCAUCCUCAUGAUCAGCCUGCGGUCCCUCAGCCAGAAGCACCGUGUCCGCGACCUCGGCCACGACGCCGCCGAGCUCGGCCGCGAGGGGGAGCUCAUCUCCCUCCGCAUGCGCGAGCUCCAGGACGCGCUCCACCGCGAGGCCGGCGCCGACGAGUCCGGCGCGCUCGCCUCACACCUCCGCCGCAUCUUCGCCGCUCACCCUCCCACCCCCAAGGCCGCCGCCACCGCCGACCACCACUAGCUCGCUCGCGUUCGCGCGCUCUUGUUCGUCGAUUUUAUUAGCCUGUUUGAUUUUGAGAUCUUUGUAUGUGGGUUGUUUAUCUGCUUCGUGAAACCAUGGCCGUGCACGCCAUUUGUUUGUGGAAAUGCCGGAGAGGGUCCGCCGAACUGUAUCGAACUGACGAGAAACUGUCUGUGCACCGUACCGCAUUGUGCUGCGCUUGGAUGCGAUUCUGCAUUUCCUCUAUCUAUUCAAUAAUUUUCCAA
Messenger RNA from Lolium perenne, 723 nucleotides. RefSeq lists its product as uncharacterized. The record is from RefSeq and is a predicted model, not a curated record. NCBI's taxonomy places the organism in Eukaryota, Viridiplantae, Streptophyta, Magnoliopsida, Poales, Poaceae.